Molecule: messenger RNA, 1830 nt
Organism: Xiphias gladius (swordfish)
Lineage: Eukaryota; Metazoa; Chordata; Actinopteri; Istiophoriformes; Xiphiidae
Gene: rpusd1
Product: RNA pseudouridine synthase domain containing 1
Exons: 6
Coding region: 132-1064 (310 amino acids)
Biological process (GO): pseudouridine synthesis
Molecular function (GO): pseudouridine synthase activity; RNA binding
Source: RefSeq, a predicted model, not a curated record
ACAAAGAAAGAGCAAGAGGGAGCGGCUGCGCAGCUCACAGUGCCAUUUGUGGUUUUUGUUUACAUUCGUGGUUACUUGUAAAUGUACGCUUACUUUCGGGCUGCGUAAGCUGUGACAGUCCAUCGCUCCACAUGAUGACCACAGAGCCUGCUAGCCUGGAGAGCCUGCAUGUGCUGUACCAGAGCGACGACUACAUUGUGGUGGACAAGCACUGGGACAUCCGAAUUGACAGCAAGAUGUGGUACGAGAAACACACAGUGCAGUCUCAACUUCGGCUCCGCUUCCCCCAGCUGGCAGACCCUAGCACCUACUAUGGAUUUAGGUUCUGUCAUCAGUUGGAUUUCUCCACCAGUGGGGCUCUUUGUGUUGCCCUCAAUAAAGCUGCCGCGGGCCGGGCCUACCGCUGCUUCAAGGACCGCACCGUCACUAAAGCCUACCUCGCCCUGAUUCGUGGCUGGGUGGAAGAACAGACACAAACUCUGGGCUUCUCCAUCGGCAAGAACUCCUCAGAGGGGAAAACACACAUGAUGUGCAUUGAGGGAACAGAGGGCUGUGAGAAACCCAAGCCUUGCCAGACUGAGCUGACAGUGUUGGAGUAUGGGUUGUAUGAUGGAGAUCCCGUCACCAAGGUGCUACUGCAGCCGCUCACCGGCCGAACGCACCAGUUAAGGGUUCACUGCAGCGCAAUAGGCCACCCCAUCGUCGGGGACUUCACCUACAGCUCGGGAGCGGACGACGCCCCGUACCGCAUGAUGCUGCACGCCCACCUCCUCCACAUUCCCCUGGAACCUCAGCCCUUGCUCGUCUCUGCCGGAGACCCCUUUCUCCCCACGGUGGAUCCCAAGUGGCUCCCGCAGCGCUCAAUAAGGACACUGACAGCCACUGUGGAGGCCCUGCUGGAGCACAGGGUGGAAGAGGACAGGAAGAUUAAAGAGGAGGAGAGAGAGAGAGCGAAAAGAGAGGAGGAGAGGAGGAAACGAAGCAAGGAACAGAGCACUGAGGAGGAGAAGGAGGAGCAGAGGAGGCAAUGUCAGGAGUGGCUGAGUGAAUGGGCUGGAGACUGAUGGAAUCUUAUGUGUUGUUAUUUAUUUAUAUUUAUUUCAGCUGUUUACUUAUAAAAGCCAUGUUGAGCAUGCACGCUCCAUCUCAGUGACCAGCUGUGUUGCAUUUCAAUGGCAUAUUUCGAAGUGGACCAGUAACUUAAUUCCCUCACAAACCAGUUAUUACCUUUGUGUUAGAAAAAACUUGUGUGAGCAUGUAAACUGCUGCUCUCUUAAACAAUUCAUACCACUGGGAGCUGCCCACUAUAACCAGUCUUUUGCAUUGGGUAAAUGAGCAGCUCCACUGCAGUAGCUGACAAAUAAGUGCCUUGCUCAAGUCUAUGGUGAUAAGUGAGGGGUUGAGUUAAUGUCAGUAAUUUCUUAAUUAGUGUAAUAGUUUUUAAUUACUGAUUUUUUUCGUCACAUAUCUGUGCGGUAAAAGGUGAAAUGAAUAUUUAAAAAAAAAAAAAAGAAAAACGUAAUCCUGUCAAUCCAUCAAGCCAUGCAGAUAAUUGUAGGCUAAUGUGCCAAAGUUAUUAGAUAUUUGUCCCUGAUCUGAACAGCAGUGGUUAGUCGGUUUUUGUCCUCAACCAUGCUGGUAAGUCCAUGUGUUUUGUCACAUAUGCUGCAUGGCUUUGACAUACAUGAAAUCCCAUGUAAAUGCUUAAAGCCUACUAUACUGUAUGUUUCUUUGCAUUUUUAAAGUAUUCAGCCACCUUUUUGUGCUUUGUGGCCCACCUUUUUCAUGUUACAUUGUUUUAAAGCUUUGAAACUCACUGUUUAACAUUAA